Messenger RNA from Acanthochromis polyacanthus (spiny chromis), 4149 nucleotides. Its product is annotated as NLR family CARD domain-containing protein 3-like. Gene Ontology annotation, molecular function: protein binding. The transcript is spliced from 12 exons. Lineage: Eukaryota; Metazoa; Chordata; Actinopteri; Pomacentridae. The coding region runs from base 543 to 3806 and encodes 1087 amino acids. The record is from RefSeq and is a predicted model, not a curated record.
GGUUGAGAUGAUGAUGUGAUCAGCUCCUUCAUCAACAUGUGAAUGUGUAGAAAUAAAGGCCAGAGUGAGGCUGUGGUCAGAGAGGAGGAGCUUUCUUAGUCCUCAGCUGUUUCCAGGAAGCUGCUGCAGCUUCAUCAUGUCUCAUAUUAACGUCAUCUAAAGGUGCAGCAGCUGAUCUUUGCUCUUUGUGUCUCAGAGUGACGGCAGCCUGCAGACACAGAGGAGGAUUUUCUCUCAGACCUGGUCCACACAGCAGAGAGCUGCAGAGGAAGAAGCUGAGUGUUUCAGAGUGACGGCAGCCUGCAGACUCAGAGGACCGGUGACGGAGAAGCAGCCCAGGAUUUUCUCUGUUUCUGCUCAAACCCAGACAGCAGAGAUCUGGACUGGUGGGAAGAAGCUGAGUGGAGUCCUGACUGGUUCCAGGAAACAGAUCACCUGUCUGAGCGUCCAGGAGUGGACUGGAAACUUUCUUCUUCGUCUUCAGCGCUUUGAAUAAAGUGUGAAGGUAGAAAGUGUGUGUGAGCUGCUGUGAGUUGAGCAUCAUGGAUGAGUGUGAGGACAGAGAGGAGGGAGUCCCUCCCUCUAAAAGCUCUCUGUGUGGGGAACAGGAGAACCAGAGCAAAGCUCAGAGGAAUCCACCUGGACCUGGAUCUGAACCUGGAUCCAGCUGUUUGUCUUUGAAGAGUGACCGGUCUAAGGGUCUUCCUAUUAACUUUAAAGGAGAACCAGGUCCUGAAGUAAGAGGAAAGAAGAAGCAUUUUCCUUCCCGGUGGUUUUCCUCUCUAUUUACCAGAAUCCAUCAGAGACCAGAUUCUGCAGUCCAGCAGCAUCACCUGGACUCCAUAUUCAUGCUGCUGGAGGACAACAUGGUGACUUUUGUGAAGAAGGAGCUGAAGAAGAUGCAGAAGAUUGUGAGUCCAGAUUACCCAGAAUGCUCCUCAGAGAGUCAGAGGGAGAAUGAGGAGGAGUUGGAGGAUGGUGAUGAAGAUGAGAGGAGCAGCAGAGAGAUGUUUGAGCAGAUCACAGUGUUGUUCCUGAGGAGGAUGAAGCAGGAGAAGCUGGCUGACUGUCUGCAGAGCAAACUUGCUGCUGGAGUUUGUGGACGUGAACUUAAACGUGGUCUGAAGAAGAAGUUCCAGAGAGUGUUUGAGGGCAUCGCUAAAGCAGGACAGAAGACCCUCCUGAAUGAGAUCUACACAGAGCUGUACAUCACAGAGGGAGGGACUGCAGAGGUCAAUGAUGAACAUGAGGUCAGACAGAUUGAAGCAGCAUCCAGGAAAGCAGACAGAGCAGAAAGAAGCAUCAGAGCAGAAGACAUCCUUAAAGGCUCACCUGGAAGAGAUGGACCAAUCAGAACAGUGAUGACAAAGGGAGUGGCUGGCAUCGGGAAAACAGUGUUAACACAGAAGGUGACUCUGGACUGGGCUGAAGACAAAAGCAACCAGGACAUCCACUUCAUGUUUCCAUUGACUUUCAGAGAGCUGAAUGUGGUGAAUGAGAGAAAGUUCAGCUUGAUGGAACUUGUUCAUCACUUCUUCAGUGAAACCAAAGCAGCAGGAAUCUGCAGCUUUAAAUACUUCCAGGUUGUGUUGAUCUUGGACGGUCUGGAUGAGUGUCGCCUUCCUCUGGACUUCCACAACAAUGAGGUCCUGACUGAUGUUAGAGAGUCCACCUCAGUGGAUGUGCUGCUGACAAACCUGAUCAGGGGGAAGCUGCUUCCCUCUGCUCGCCUCUGGAUAACCACACGACCUGCAGCAGCCAAUCAGAUCCCUCCUGACUGUGUGGACAUGGUGACGGAGGUCAGAGGGUUCACCGACCCACAGAAGGAGGAGUACUUCAGGAAGAGAUCCAGAGAUGAGGAGCAGGCCAGCAGCAUCAUCUCCCACAUGAAGAAGUCACGAAGCCUCCACAUCAUGUGCCACAUCCCAGUGUUCUGCUGGAUCACUGCUACAGUUCUGGAGGAGCUGCUGAGAAGCAGAGAGGAAGGAGAUCUGCCCAGAACCCUGACUGAGAUGUUCAUCCACCACCUGGUGGUUCAGGCCAAAGUCAAGAAGGUCAAGUAUGAUGGAGGAGCUGAGACAGAUCCACACUGGAGUCCAGACAGCAGGGGGAUGAUUGAGUCUCUGGGAAAACUGGCUUUUAAUCAGCUGCAGAAAGGAAACCUGAUCUUCUAUGAGUCUGACCUGACAGAGUGUGGCAUCGAUGUGGAAGCAGCCUCAGUGUACUCAGGAGUGUUCACACAGAUCUUUAAAGAGGAGAGAGGACUGUACCAGGACAAGGUGUUCUGCUUCGUCCAUCUGAGUGUUCAGGAGUUUCUUGCUGCUCUUCAUGUCCAUCAGACCUUCAUCGACUCUGGAAUCAACCUCCUGGAAGAACAACAACAAACAACAUCCUGUUGGUCUGAAAUGUUCCAAAGUUAUUCAAGAGGUUUCUACCAGAGAGCCGUGGACGAGGCCUUACAGAGUCCAAACGGGCACCUGGACUUGUUCCUGCGCUUCCUCCUGGGUCUGUCACUGCCGACCAAUCAGAAUCUCCUACCAGGCCUGCUGUCACAGACAGGAAGUAGCUCACAGACCAAUCAGAAAACAGCGGAGUACAUCAAGGAGAAGAUCAGUGAGAAUGUAUCUGCAGAGAGAAGCAUCAAUCUGUUCCACUGUCUGAAUGAACUGAAGGAUGUUUCUCUAGUGGAGGAGAUCCAACAGUCCCUGAGAUCAGGACGUCUGUCCACAGAUAAACUGUCCCCUGCUCAGUGGUCAGCUCUGGGCUUCAUCUUACUGUCAUCAGAAGAACAUCUGGACGUGUUUGACCUGAAGAAAUACUCUGCUUCUGAGGAGGUUCUUCUGAGGCUGCUGCCAGUGGUCAAAGCCUCCAAGAAAGUUGUACUGAGUGGUUGUAAUCUGUCAGAGAGAAGCUGUGGAGCUCUGUCCUCAGUCCUCAGCUCCCAGUCCUCCAGGGUGACAGAGCUGGACCUGAGUAACAACAACCUGCAGGAUUCAGGAGUGGAGAUUCUUUCUGCUGGACUGGAGAGUCCACACUGUAAACUGGAAGCUCUCAGGCUGUCAGGCUGUCUGGUCACAGAGGAAGGCUGUGCUUCUCUGGCCUCAGCUCUGAGCUUGAAGACCUCAAAUCUGAGAGAGCUGGACCUGAGCUACAACCAUCCAGGAGACUCAGGAGAGAAGAUGCUGAGAGCUAAAGUGGAGGAUCCACACUGUAGACUGGAAACUCUCAGGGUGACGCCUGCUGGAGUCCCAUGGUUGACACCAGGUCUGAGGAAGUAUUCCUGUCAACUCACAGUCUACACAAACACAGUAAACAGAAACCUCAAACUGUCUGACAACAACAGGAAGGUGACGUAUGUGGAGGAGUAUCAGAGGUAUCCUGAUCAUCCAGACAGGUUUGACUGGUAUCAUCAGCUGCUGUGUAGAACUGGUCUGACUGGUCGCUGUUACUGGGAGGUGGAGUGGAGAGGAAGGGUUGAUAUAUCAGUGAGUUACAGAGGAAUCAGAAGGAAAGGAAACAGUUAUGACUGUGUGUUUGGAUUUAAUGAUCAGUCCUGGAGUCUGAUCUGCUCUGAUCAUGGUUACUAUGUCAGACACAAUAACAGUGAAACAUUCAUCAGGUCCUCCUCAGUCUCUCACAGAGUUUCAGUUUAUGUGGACGUUCCUGCUGGAACUCUGUCCUUCUACAGAGUCUCCUCUGACUCUCUGAUCCUCCUCCACACCUUCAACACCACAUUCACUGAACCUCUCUAUCCUGGAUUUGGGUUCUACAGGUCCAGGUUUGGUUCCUCAGUGUCUCUGUGCUGAGUCUCGUCUCCAGAGUCUCCUCCUGGUACAGAAACAGUGUUGAACAGAUGGUUGAGUCUCUCCAUGACUCUGUCCCUCACAAACAUGUUUUCACAUUCAUGGAUUAAAUGUGUUUCUUUGUCAAAUCCUUCUCAAUGAUUCCUUGUAAACUUGUUCCUCUUCAAAGAUGAAGUUGUGAUUCUUCCAGGAGCCAAAUGUGGUGUUUGCGUCUUUUUCCAGUCAAAUGUUGAGAGUGAAAAUCAGGAUGUGGUGUUCCUCUGACGCUCACUGGAACUAAAAGCAUUUGAGCUGCACAAAGUGUGAAAUGAGAGAGGAAGCAGUGAAUCUCCAAACUGCUGACAGA